GUUUUGUUUACAUUGUAAAUAGAUUUGUAUUACUAAAUUUUGUAUUCGCAGCGUAUUGUAUGGAGUCCUUUUAAUAUUUAACUAUAUAUGUACACUAUAGCUAUACACACAUAAAAUGGCCGAACGUCGAGGCACUAAAGCGUUGGAGCACUGGUGCCGGCGCAUGACAGAGGGUUACGAUGGAGUCAAAAUCGAGAACAUGACAACAUCAUGGCGCGAUGGGCUUGCAUUUUGUGCUAUGAUACAUCAUUUUCGUCCGGAUCUUAUAAACUUUGAUGAUUUAAAGAAAGCUGAUAUUUACGAGAACAACGAUUUAGCAUUCUCGACAGCCGAAAAGUAUUUGGGUAUUCCAGCACUCCUUGAUGCCGCCGAUAUGGCGGCAUAUGAUGUACCUGACAGGUUAUCAAUACUUACUUACUUGUCACAGUUUUAUAAGGUUUUUGGUCAGUCACAAAAUGCAGCAACCAGAAGUAUUUCAAAACAGAGAUCCAGCUACAGCAGCACUGAACAAAAUAGCGAAGAACAAUUAUCCACAAGUAAAGAGUCAUCGCCCAAGAUGACACCAACUGUGGGCAUCCUACGACGAGAUCCCUGCCAAAAGUGUCAAUUGCCAGUGUUUUUGGCCGAACGGAUGCUAAUUGGCAAACAAGUCUAUCAUCGAACCUGUUUAAAAUGUGCUCGGUGCGCUUCGCAGUUGACGCCGGGCAGUUUUUAUGAAACUGAAGUGAACAAUGAAUACUGCUGCGAGACCUGUCCCGAUGAGGAUACGGACGUUGCUGGUGGUCCUGGUGGGGGUGGUGGUGCUGGUGGUGGGGAUGAUGGUGAUAUUAAAGUCAUUAGUAAUAAUAAUUUAACACCCAGCCAUAAUUCAAUAUCGGAACGCUUGGCAUUCUUUGAGCAAAACCGAGUUCUGCCAUCGAAAAUAAACGCAAAACCAGCUAGCACCGAAGGUCAGGAGGUCCUUGAGAGCAGUGUGAGCGAUGAGGAGAAACGGGAGCACAUAAACGGACUAGACGAUAAAAUGGCAAACAGCGAACAAAAUAAAAUUGGAAUGGUCUAUAAGCAGAAUUUGGCAUUGAGCUCAUUUUUGCAGCAAACCGUCACGGAAACGGAUAGUGAGUCAGUGGCCCAGCCAAAUGGAUCCGAGGCAACGCCCCCAGCAAUUGAGACGCCUUCUCCACGUUUCACAGUAACCGCCCAACUGAGUUUACACAAUGAAGAAGAAGCUCCUUCACUACCCAGUGACCCUGUUGUUCCUGAGUUGCCAGAGGAGACGGCGGAAGCUACCCCAGAGGCGAUAGAAAAUCCGGAUGACAGUGUAACUGCUGCCCUGCCGCCCCAUGUAGAAGAAACAUCUGAUGAUGUUAAAGAUACGGAAGAGCCAAGAAUAGAUGUCGCAUUAGAGCCAAUUGAAACAGAACAAAUAAAGGAAGAUGCCAAGCAUCAUGAUGACGAGCAAUUAGAAGAAUCCCAGAUAAAAUCUGAGGAAAUUGUAGUACCCCCCGAAUCCACAACAAACGAAAAACACUAUCCGGAGGGCUUGAAUCCAUUCGACAGCGAUGAUAGCAGCGGCGAGGAAGAAGCCGAGAGGGUGAUUGUCCCUGAUAGGACAGUCCCCAAGUCGGAAACAAAUGCUAAAACAGAUGAAAGCCUCAAUCCGUUUGAUAGCUCUGACGACGAAGUUGAACUGGAAAAACAAAGAUCCGACUAUAACAAGAAAACACCAAGCUCCAAGAUACCACCGCCACGGCCACCUCCACCUCAAAUCUCACGCAACGUUGUCAACGGUGAUCCAAGUGAAAGGCAACUGGACUCAAGUUCCUCUAGUUUGUCAUCAUCUCAUAAUAAAAAGAUACCGCUGCCAACUCCACGGACGAGCUUAUCUCAAUCGCGGACUUCCACACCGGAGUCAACGCCUGUUCAAAGUAACCGAUUUGAUAGAACCCGCGGAAGCACCCAAUCUCUACAACGUAACACCGAUGGUCGCGGCUCAAGUACCUCACUACCAUCUUCAAGCGAGGGAACAGUCCGUUCUCGAAAGACACAUCGCGCACCUGUUGCACCGAAAGCAUCUCAAGAGCUGUUUCCCUCCCUCAAGGCCGCCGGCAGUGGCGAUAUUAUGAACUCAAACGAAAGUCGUCAGAAUUCUCCAAAAUUAUCUAACAAAAAACGUCAGGCGCCCGCUCCACCUAAGCCAGCGCGAUUGGACACAUCUGAGGCGGCCGAGGCUACGAGUGAUUCAUUACCAAAUACCCAUCGGCGAAUGAUUCCCCUUGACCAGAGUCUUCUAGCCGAUGAUGUUGGCAGCCUUAGUAACUGCGAUGACGACCUGAAGCAGCAUGUGAAAAACGAAGAGGAUGUGGUUUAUCGUCGCAUCUUAGUGCCGCCAGCCAUCGAGACUCCCACUCACGGAGAUAGCCAGCCACUGAGCCACAAUCGUCAACUCGAAAAGCUCAAGGACAAUAAGGAAGCCCAAAAUCGCACUCGUCAAACUCAAGUAGUGAAGACACCUCUAAGUAUUGGUGGUGGACAAUUUGCCACUGCGACAGAGUCGCCUGGUUUCUACGACAAGUCCAUACAUGGCAAAUGGAAACGUCGGAAGGGGCCAGCUCCUGGAGUCCCGAUACCGCCGCGUAAGCUUCCACAGAUGCUACCGCUGCAAGAGAUUCGACAUGAACUAGAAAUUAUCGAAGUCCAGCAGCAAGGCCUCGAGAAGCAAGGAGUAAUUUUGGAGAAGAUGAUACGAGACCGUUGUGAGGGAUCUUCGUCCAUUGAGGCUGCUAAAUCGAAUGAUACACCCAGUGGAUCGCACGCAGAAAAUUCCGCAGCAUCGUCUGCAGUUGAACAAGCUCAAAAUUCUAAAGAAGUGGAGGACCUUAUAUUGCAAUUAUUUGAAUUGGUCAAUGAGAAAAAUGAACUAUUUCGUCGACAGGCAGAGUUGAUGUAUCUCCGUCGACAACAUCGGUUGGAGCAAGAUCAAGCAGAUAUUGAGUAUGAAAUACGAGUAUUAAUGGGGCAACCAGAGCAAAACAAAACCGAUUCGGAUAAAGCGCGGGAGGAGCUUUUAAUAGCCCGUCUCGUUGAAAUUGUCGAACUGCGGAAUGAGGUCAUUGAUUGCCUAGAAACGGAUCGUCUGCGAGAGGCCGAAGAAGAUUUGAGCAUUAAGGAACGCUUGCAUCUAUAUAAUGCCAAACGUGAAACUUCCGCCAUACUCGAGAAAUCCAAAACUCCAAACAUCAAAUUGUCAAAAAAGGAGAAAAAACAAUUGAAGGAAGUGAAAAAAUUAAGCAAAAGUAAAAAUCAUGAUCUUGAUAAAGAUGCUGACGAGUCAGAGGUGAAAGUAGCUCUGGACAAGGUGAAGAAAAAACGCAAACUGUUUUUCUAAGGUCGCAUACAAAAACUACAUGUCACAUGGCCAAAUGAUGUCCGGCAAUACAGUAAUCUUUUAAUAUACUAUAAUUUCUUAUCCGUUGUCAUUCCUAAGUAGCUAAUUCAUCCAGGAUGUGUGGACAAGUCUGCUAACCUGUUUUAACUGCAAUUCAACAUUAUUAUGAAUAAUGAAAAAAACAAAAUUUCAAGCUCGUGUCAAGUGUAACUUUCCAUGUCUAGGUUUUUUUUUAUAUACAUAUAUACAAUAUAUUUUUUUGCAUAUUAUUAUUAAAGUUAUUUUUAUACAAUA
Messenger RNA from Drosophila willistoni, 3679 nucleotides. It is a transcript of the gene MICAL-like, whose product is annotated as MICAL-like protein 1. Lineage: Eukaryota; Metazoa; Arthropoda; Insecta; Diptera; Drosophilidae. The coding region runs from base 116 to 3385 and encodes 1089 amino acids. The transcript has 9 exons. The record is from RefSeq and is a predicted model, not a curated record. Gene Ontology annotation, molecular function: protein binding.